Elephantulus edwardii (Cape elephant shrew) is the source of this 957-nucleotide messenger RNA. RefSeq names its product glycerophosphodiester phosphodiesterase domain containing 3 (gene GDPD3). Gene Ontology annotation, biological process: glycerophospholipid catabolic process. Gene Ontology annotation, molecular function: phosphoric diester hydrolase activity; phosphatidylcholine lysophospholipase A1 activity. The coding region runs from base 1 to 957 and encodes 318 amino acids. The record is from RefSeq and is a predicted model, not a curated record. The transcript is spliced from 10 exons. Gene Ontology annotation, cellular component: endoplasmic reticulum membrane. NCBI's taxonomy places the organism in Eukaryota, Metazoa, Chordata, Mammalia, Macroscelidea, Macroscelididae.
AUGAGCCUCCUGCUGUUCUGCGCGCUGCCCGCCCUGGGCGGCUACGCGAUGCUCUCUGUUUUCUUCUUGCGUCGGCCACGUCUGCUCCACACACCGUGGCCUCGGUCCUUCACUCCCCACCUGGGAGCCCACAGAGGAGGAUCUGGAGAGAAGCUGGAAAAUACUUUGGAGGCCAUGGAGAAUGCCAUGGCCCAGAAAGCCGACCUCAUGGAGCUGGACUGCCAGCUGACCAAGGACGGCGUGGUGUUGGUGUCCCAUGAUAAGAACCUGUUACGCCAGACAGGCUUGAAUAAGGAUACUGACAGCCUGGACUUUAAGGACCUGCCUCCCUACAGGGAGGAGCUAGAGGUUUACUUCUCACCUGGCCGCUUUGCCCAUGGGUCAGACAGGCGCCUAGUGAGCCUGGAGGAUGUGUUCCAGAGGUUCCCAACAAUACCCAUGAGCGUGGAGGUCAAAGAGAAGAAUGAGCAGCUCAUUCACAAGAUAGCAGACCUGGUGAGGCGCUAUGAGCGCAACGACAUCACCAUCUGGGCCUCAGAGAAGAGCUCCAUCAUGAAGAAGUGCAGAGCUGCUAACCCGGAUAUGCCGUUCUCCUUCACGGUGAGCCGUGGAAUCUGGAUGGUGGUGCUCUUCUACCUGGGGCUGCUGCCCUACAUCUCCAUCCCAGAGAGGUUCCUCAUCUCCUUCCUGCCCACCAUCAUCAACAGGACCUACUUCCCAUUUCCCUGUUCUUGGCUGAACCAGUUGGCAGCUUGGGUUUCCAAAUGGCUCAUCAUGAGGAAGAGUCUGAUCCAACACUUGGAGGCGCGAGGGAUACAGGUACUGUUUUGGUGCCUUAAUGAAGAGUCCGAUUUUGAGGUGGCCUUUAACCUGGGAGCCACUGGCGUCAUCACCGACUACCCCACAGCCCUGAGGCGCUACCUAGACAGCCGUGGAGCAACAACCCAGGCCUCCUAA